This is a messenger RNA of Dovyalis caffra, 2694 nucleotides long. Lineage: Eukaryota; Viridiplantae; Streptophyta; Magnoliopsida; Malpighiales; Salicaceae. The record is from the annotation of a GenBank genome assembly.
AUGCUGGCGCUAUCCAUUUUCAAGUUCGCGGGUAUAGGGAAAAGGGUGGAAGGAAGGGUUUGCUUGUCCAGAGAAGCUAGAAAUGGGCUAGAGUAUUUGAAUCGUAGAAGGCUUCAGCAAAUGAAAUCAGAAAGCAUCACAGAAACUGUAAAUUUUCCCAAUAUGAUGAGUAGAAGCGGAGGAGAUGCUUUAAGGACUUCAGCAUCAUAUGGUGUUAGGGUAAAUGAUAAUGCGGAAUCAUUCUCUCGGUCCACUGGUGCUUCAAGCGGGAAGGAUGUGUUUUCAAAGCGAAAGGUGGAUAAGUUUGAUACAAGUGAUUUAGAAUGGACUGAGAAAAUUCCUGAAUGCCCUGUCUAUUGUCCUACAAAGGAGGAGUUUGAGGAUCCUUUGGUGUAUUUGCAGAAAAUAGCUCCAGAAGCUUCAAGAUAUGGUAUAUGCAAGAUUAUUUCCCCUGUGAGUGCAUCUGUUCCUGCUGGGAUUGUAUUAAUGAGAGAGAAAGCAGGAUUCAAGUUUACAACUAGAGUACAACCUCUUCGUCUAGCUGAGUGGGAUACUGACGAUCAAGUCACAUUUUUUAUGAGUGGAAGAAAUUAUACGUUUCGUGAUUUCGAGAAAAUGGCGAACAAGGUGUUUUCCCGUAGAUAUUGUAGUGCCAGUUGUCUUCCUGCCACGUACUUGGAAAAAGAAUUUUGGCAUGAAAUUGCUUGUGGAAAGACAGAAACAGUUGAAUAUGCAUGCGAUGUCGAUGGUAGUGCCUUUUCAUCAUCUUCCAGUGACCCGCUUGGGAAUAGCAAGUGGAAUUUGAAGAAUCUUUCCCGCCUGCCAAAGUCCAUUUUGCGCCUUUUGGGAACAGCUAUUCCGGGGGUAACCGAUCCCAUGCUUUACAUUGGAAUGCUAUUUAGUGUGUUUGCUUGGCAUGUAGAAGAUCAUUAUUUGUAUAGCAUUAACUACCAUCAUUGUGGAGCAUCAAAAACUUGGUAUGGAAUUCCUGGUCGUGCUGCUUUAAAAUUUGAGAAAGUGGUCAGAGAACAUGUGUAUAGCCAUGAUAUUCUAUCAACUGAUGGGGAGGAUGCAGCUUUUGAUGUACUUAUGGGGAAAACAACUCUGUUUCCUCCUAAUAUAUUGUUAGAACAUGAUGUCCCAGUCUACAAGGCUGUGCAAAAGCCCGGGGAGUUUAUAAUCACUUUCCCUAGAGCUUAUCAUGCGGGAUUCAGUCAUGGUUUCAACUGUGGUGAGGCUGUGAACUUUGCAAUUGGUGAUUGGUUUCCUCUAGGGGCUGUAGCUAGUCGGCGCUAUGCAUUUCUCAACAGGGUUCCUCUACUUCCUCAUGAAGAACUUUUGUGCAAAGAAGCAAUGCUUCUUUAUACAAGUCUGGAACUUGAAGAUUCAGAUUAUGCCUCUGCAGACUUGGUUUCCCAUAAUCGGAUUAAAGUUUCUUUUGUGAAGCUGAUGCGAUUCCACCAUCGUGCUCGCUGGUCUAUAAUGAAAUCAAGGGCAUGCACUGGCCUUUUGCCAAAUGCCAACGGGACCAUCUUAUGUGCCAUAUGUAAAAGGGAUUGCUAUGUGGCAUUUCUUAACUGCAGCUGUGACUUGCAUCCCGUGUGCCUUCGACAUGAUUUUGGUUCACUUGACUUCUCAUGUGGGAGAAAUUACAAACUGUUUUUGAGGGAGGAUAUUUCCAAUAUGGAAGCUGCAGCCAAGAAGUUUGAGAAGGAAGAUGGAAUAUUAGAGGAGAUUAGACGCCAAGGAAACAUUGGUGAUGAUUUGUAUUCUUAUCCGUUAUCCAUUAAGUUUCAUAGUGUUCCCAAGGAUGGGUACACUCCAUAUUGUGAUAUAAGCUUUGAUUUUAACUCUGAGACUCCUGCAAUAACUUGGGAAGGUUUGAAAGAGUUUAGCCAAUCCACAAACAAAAAUGGCAGUGGAAAAUUUAGACCCGAAUACUCAGAAGCUUCCAUUUCUUGUGCUGCAUCUACUCUGUGUUCUUUUGGAGAGCCAGCUGAAAGCUUUUCUGCAUUUGACAACGGAAAGGUGCAGGCUGAUUCUAAUGCAGGGAAACAUGAUUCUAAAAGGUUAUUUGAGGAAGGAUUGAACAGCAAGCAUGAGUACUCUGUAUCCUCUCUAUCGCAUGAUGAAUCCCUGAGAAACCAGCAAAGUAAUUUUCGUGGGUUAGAGGUUAAACCCAUUGUUGAUGAACAAAGUGACGAUUCUGAUUCAGAGAUUUUUAGGGUUAAGCGCCGGUCUUCUCAGAAAGUGGAAAAAAGAGUUGUGAAUGAUGCUUCGUCUUCAAAGAAUUCCGAACACCAGGGGCUUAAAAGACUGAAGAAGCUCCAACCUGAAGGAAGAUAUGGGCAAACAAUGUCAUCAGAGUACUGCAGAACCGACGAAUCAAAUCGCAGUUCUACUUCAGGUUCAAAUUAUAAAGAAGCACCAGAGAGUGCUUCAAAGGACAGGUUUGCCAGGGGAAGUACGAUUCCAAUCUCGAUUAAGUUCAAGAAGUUGACCAAUGAUGAGGCGGUAAGUAGACAGCAAGAUCAACACAGAUUGGACCGGUUCCAGCAUGAAGUGGGAAAGACUAUGAGGGAACCACCCCCUAUAGAGAUUGGGCCAAAGCGUCUUAAAGUCAGAGGCCCAUCAUUUCUAGGUUCAGAGAGCAGAUUGAUUCUGGGAGCAGCGGCAAAGAUUAACCAACUCUAG